AUGAACCCAUAUGUCCUAAUUACCCUCUUAUUUGGACUAGGCCUAGGAACCACCAUUACAUUUACAAGUUCACACUGACUACUCGCCUGAAUAGGACUAGAAAUUAAUACUCUAGCCAUUAUUCCCCUGAUAACCCAACACCACCACCCCCGAGCCGUUGAAGCAACAACCAAAUACUUCCUCACUCAGGCCACCGCCGCAGCCAUACUUCUUUUUGCAAGCACUACCAAUGCUUGACUCACCGGACAAUGAGAAAUCCAACAAAUAACACAUCCCUUCCCAACAACCAUAAUCAUUCUCGCCCUAGCACUAAAAGUAGGCCUAGCCCCCAUACACUCCUGACUCCCCGAAGUAUUACAAGGACUUAGCCUCACUACCGGGCUUAUCCUAUCCACUUGACAAAAAUUAGCCCCAUUUGCCCUCCUCCUGCAAAUCCAACCCGCCGAUCCCUUCAUCCUCAUUACAUUGGGCCUGACCUCAACUCUAGUCGGCGGCUGAGGAGGACUUAACCAAACACAACUACGAAAAAUCCUUGCUUACUCUUCAAUCGCUCACCUGGGCUGAAUGAUACUCAUCCUCCAAUUCUCCCCGACCAUCACACUUCUUACCCUAAUUACAUAUCUCCUGAUAACCACCUCAACAUUCCUUGUCUUCAAACUAAACAAAGCAACAAACAUUGCCACACUAGCCAUCUCAUGAACUAAGACCCCCGCCCUAACAUCCCUCACCCCCCUAAUUCUCCUCUCACUCGGAGGCCUCCCCCCACUAACCGGAUUUAUGCCCAAAUGACUUAUCCUUCAAGAACUUACCAAACAAGACCUAUCAACACUAGCGACACUAACCGCACUCACUGCCCUCCUCAGCCUAUUCUUUUAUCUACGCCUAUCUUAUGCAAUAGCCCUUACCCUGUCCCCAAAUAAUGCCACCGGAACCACUCCCUGACGACUCUCAUCCACCCAAUCUAACCUGCCACUAGCCCUCUCAACUACCACCUCAAUCCUUCUCCUCCCCCUCGCCCCCGCCGCAAUAGCCCUUUUCACCCCCUAA
This is a messenger RNA of Lates calcarifer (barramundi perch), 1047 nucleotides long. NCBI's taxonomy places the organism in Eukaryota, Metazoa, Chordata, Actinopteri, Centropomidae. The record is from the annotation of a RefSeq genome assembly.